Molecule: messenger RNA, 1197 nt
Organism: Chironomus riparius
Lineage: Eukaryota; Metazoa; Arthropoda; Insecta; Diptera; Chironomidae
Source: the annotation of a GenBank genome assembly
AUGAAUUUAAUUGGAAUAUUUGUGUUGCUUGUUAAAUUUUAUGAAGUUAUAUGUAAAAUAGAUGAUAUUAGCUGCAAUUAUAAAUAUACUGAAAAAGGCAGCUACUAUUGUGAUUUAGUGAUCAACAAUCCAUCAGGACUUAAUAAUUUUUCCGACAUUAAAGGGCAACAUCAGCCUAACGACAAUGACGAUGAUGUUCGAGGUGUUUGGCAUUAUGAAGAGUCAAGCAGCACAAGUUUAAAUGUUCCAUCGGUGUUGUGUAAAAAGUUUAGAGAUUUAAAGUACAUCAGUUUAUUUAAACUUGGUAUUAGUAGAAUUGAUGAUUUCUCAUUCAGUGGAUGUAAAAGACUUUUGGACGUGCAAUUGCAUCACAAUAACUUGAAAGUAAUUUCAAAUAACUCUUUCGCUAAUAACCCAAACCUAAUGUUGAUACAAAUAACCAUGAACAGCCACUUAAAAACCUUGCCAGAAAGUCUUUUUAAAAAUCAAAAUAGACUCGUAUCACUUGCCUUGGAUCACAAUAAAUUAAGCUCUCUUCCUGAGAAUAUUUUUAAAGGACUAAGAGCAAUCAAAAACCUCUUUUUAAAUAACAACGAUUUACAUACAUUAAAACCAGAAUGGUUCAGUAGCCUCAUAACUUUAGAAACAUUAUUAAUUCAAGUCAAUCCAAUUCAAUUCCUGCCUAGGAAUGUAUUUAGACCAUUAAAGAAUCUGGUUGAGUUAAAGUUGUAUCGGACAGACAUUAGGGUUCUGGAUUCAAACUCAUUUGGGCGUCAUCCACAAUUGAAAUUUCUUAAUGUGCAUGGAAACCGUAUUUUUGCCGUCGACGAUCUUCUUUUUAACAAUGUUUUUCAUGAUAUUGAGCUGGAGUUUAAGGACAAUUCUUGUGCCGAUAAAGUGAUUAAAGGAGCCCAAUUAAUUAAGGAAGCUUUAUUUACGUGCAUUACAAACUUUAAACAAUCAUUAGAAGUUUGCCGCCGAGAAAUAGCAACGCUCAAUUUAACUUCAUCGAAUCACGAUUUACUUAGAAGUUUUGAUCAUGCUCGAGCCAGUGAUAUGAUCAUCAGGGUUGGGAAUGAAAUUGAACAACUCAGAAUAGAUAAUAAUAAGUUAAAAGCUAUUUAUAAGCCUGAUCAAAGCAUUGGUGAUAGUCAAAAUGAUGAAAAGCAGUCUGUUGACAAGGAAUCGGAGAAUUAA